Molecule: messenger RNA, 2635 nt
Organism: Ostrea edulis (European flat oyster)
Lineage: Eukaryota; Metazoa; Mollusca; Bivalvia; Ostreida; Ostreidae
Product: serine/arginine repetitive matrix protein 1-like
Exons: 10
Coding region: 219-2339 (706 amino acids)
Source: RefSeq, a predicted model, not a curated record
GUUUACAAUUUCUCAAACUGGCGAACAUGUUUGAACAUAGUUACUGACAGUUUAAAUGCAUUUUUCUAGUUAUUAUUUUGUGUUUCACAGACUUGAUAUGAUAUUGUGAAAGCAGCAUUACGAGGAAAAUGAAAAAAGAGAAGUAUUAUUUCUUUGAACCAAAAUUUCACCUAUGAUGAAAAAAAAAAGAAAGCAAAGAAAAUUACUAGGGUGACAGGAUGAUUAAAAGAAGGUCUACCAGCGCCCUGCUACAGAAGGCUCAGUCUCAGCUGAAAGGGGAAAAAGUAUCCAAAACAACAGAGGAAGAAGAUGACCUCAACGAUUACAUCAAGUCACUCACUAAGAAAACAAGCCACCAACACAAGAAGAUGGUCAAUUUUGAGGAUGGAGAAAUUUCGAUUUCCAGUGAUAUUGACACUCACACUCAGACUAGCUCCUCUCAUGCCAAGAAACGCCCACUCAUAACAUCAGGAAACAAAUUUUUAAAGAAGAAGCAAACUGAGAUGACCUCACUGCCGAGUGCAAAGUAUGUGAAGAAACCGCAGGUGUCAAAUGCCAGCCCCGUGCCGACAGUGUCCGGGGAAAUGGCAAGGAACAAACCAAAAGAAUCCCUCCGAACGUCUUCUGCUCUGAGUAAAGCAUCUGCCCUUAGUAAUAAAUUUGCCAAACGGUCAGCAGAGAUGAGAAAACCUAUGUUCACUCUGGAGACAGACAGCAGUGAGAGUGUACAGACUCCCAGGCCCGGAUCUGCGCUCGGCAGUUACAACGAAAGACCAAGAUCAGCAGACUCCGACAGUGUGAAGAUUGGAAAAGAUGGAUCCAAAUUCAUGAAGAAUAAAGCCCAAGCACCCGAGUCACAGAGGAAGAGAAGUCCAUCUCCACAACCAGAGCAAAGAAAGCGAAGUCCUUCCCCGCAAUUAGGGGCUUCGGGGAAGCAGAGCUCAGCUAAGAAGUCAAGCAACAAAAAAGCUGCUCUGACCAGGUUGUCUGCUGAUGUAGUUCUGUCAUCGGGUGAAGAGAGUCUGGCAGAGUUUGUGGCAGGACUAGACUCCUCUGAAAGUUUCCAUGGAGGCAAGGGAAGACAAAAGGGACCAAGAACACCCUCCCCAACAAUCCAACGCUCUCCCUCACCGGACUCAAAACCCCCCACAGUCAGACGAUCGCCCUCCCCUGGCCCCUUCAGAUCUCCCUCUCCAGGCCCCUUUAAGUCACACUCUCCGGGUCCCCCCAGAUCGCCGUCUCCUGUCCCUCACAGACGAGGAGGGAGGUCCCCGAAACUUCAUCGCUCCCACUCCUCAAAGUCCUCUUCUGCCGAGUCUGACAUCUUAGAAAGUGAGAAAUACGACGAAAGCUCCGAUGAUGCCUUUAGAUUUAAUUUAAUGGAUAUUGAUGCUUUGGAGCCUGUGUUAGUGACAUCAAACUCUAAAACAAAGGAAAAGUCCAAAACAAAAACCAAGGAGACUUCUAAAGCUAAGUCUAAAAAAAAGAGUGAAAGUGUAUUCAAAUCCCAAAAGCCUGCUCUCAAAAGACAGAAAUCAGAGGAGGAGGACGUGUUUUUUGGACUUCAGACUGUUGAGGAUUUACUGGGGGGUGCUUCUGUUGACCGCUCUCCAAGUGUGGCCAGUGAGGAAGUGAAAACAGAAAUAGAAGACAUUCCUGAGGAAUUAGGUCCUCAGAAGAGGAAGACAACCUCCUUUCACUCCGUCCUCGAGUCGGAAAUAAAGACACAGGAUGUCAGUAGUUUUCACAGGACUUACUCAGAUGAGUUUGAUGAUACGAUAUCUGAGCGUAUUAUAGAUUCACACAGGCUCAGCCGAGUGUCUUCACGGAUUACUGAGGUUGACGAUUACACAGAGACUUUUCAGAGUGAGUCUGAGGUAACCGUGGAAACAGACACAGAAACGGAGGAGUCUGAAAAAACAGAAAGACGUAAACCAGUGAAGCCAGCGUGGGAGGAGAAGAGGAGGAGAAUGAGGACGACAGAGGUGGGACUGCAGACGGAGGAGCCAGGCCUCACCUACAGGUUUAACUACAGCCCGGGCUUCAUAGAUCCUGCAUCUAUAGCCUCCUUUGUCAUCAGCCCAGACGCUCUUCAGGGUAUGACCUCGUACAAUCCAUGCAUGCUGGCCUUACAUGACAUGUUGAAACAACAGCUGGAGCUGACUAAGAGUUUCCUGUUUUCCCAGCAGGCCCUGUACCGGUCCAUGUCUGAAUCCAUUGACCGCAAGUACCGCUACACAACACUGGAGGACACAAAAAAAUAUAUUAAGAAAAACAGAUCAAAGAAGCUGAGUUUGAAGGAGGCACUGAGGAUUAUAGACUUAGAAAAUCAAAGUUAGCACAUGGUUACUGGGUGUGUGGAUAUCUAGUUCUCACAUGGUAUCACGCCAUUAGAAAGGACCCAGAACCAGAAGGAGACCUGUUCUUACCUUGUAAAUCGUCUUUCUAUGGGAUAUUGACAUUUAUCUAUGUUCUGUAGGUUAAGAAGUAUUGUUCUGCGUUGAGAUAUUGGUAGACAGAUCUGAGUCUCUGAUAGAGCCCUAGGCUUACAAAAUGAGUACUGUUUUAUUACAUCUAUGUAUUGACGUUUUCAGGGAUGUAUAAAGAAAUAAACCAUAUUGUCGAUUGUAAUUAG